AUUCCUGGUAGGGCGUUUGUUUUUCCACACGAAACGCCGAUCAAAUUAUUGUUGGUUAAUACGAUGCCUUCGGAAAUAAUCGUUUUUAAAUUGCGUUACGUGACGGUGAAAGCUAGUGCUUAUCGGGUUGUGGGGGAAAAUUGUUGAAUAAUGAUUAAUGGUGGAUUGGGGUGCGGUGGUGAAAUGUGAUAGUUUUGGAGGGUGGUGGUUAUGAAGGCGAAAAUGAAGAAUAAAAGGGUUGUGUGGAAGGCUAAUUCGGCGUCGGAGCCCAACCUAGCCACGGCUGGAAGGAAGGGGCUCAGGUCCGGCUUUCCGCCGGGGAUUACCGUGGACGAGCUUUGUCUGUAUCGCAGGAAGAGGCCUUCAGGAACCCUCUGGCCCAGCGACAACUUGAGACUUCGCGACGGCUCUUUCAAGCCCCUGAAGAGCGAAUACAAGCGAAGAUUCAAGAACUACUACGAGUUCACCGACAACCUUCGACAGGAAAUUCCUCCCGUCCGAGCUUCUAAACCGGAAGACUCCCUGAAAGUGGAAGGCGCCCUCGAGCUGCAGCCUCUCUACAGGGAUAACUUCACCGAACACCCCAUCGAGAAGCCCUUCCGACCAAACCCAUACACUUCAUUUGCGGUUAUCGAUCCUGAUGAAAGCGAAAUGAAGGAAAAUUCAAGAGAGACUGAAAGACUGUUAACCGAAAUCAGAGCAAAAUACAUCCAAUACCCUCCCCUCGAGCGCCCCCCUCUCAUCAAACGACCCACAAACCUAAAACUAGAGGGCGACUUGUACACCACCACCGAGCAAGCAGAAAAAUUCAUCCAAUAUCUCCUUGGCAACAGACCCACCCUCUUGAGAAAACCCACAACCCUCAAACUAGAAGGCGACAUGGACAUAAACACCGAAAACCGCGAAAAAUUUGUGCCUUUCGACCUGCCACCCAAACCCCCUCUGUACAAAAAACUGACCAAUCUCCACCUAGAGGGCGACCACGAUAUCCUCACCGAGAAACAAGAGAAGUUUGUUCGAUAUGACGUCCAAAAACGACCAGCCCUCACCAAAAAGCAAACGAACCUACACAUGGAAGGUGAGCUGGAUUUCCUUCCGGAGUAUCGACGAGAGUUCAUCGAGUACAAAACCGAAAGACCAAAACCGGCACUGCCUGUGAAUAAUUUAAAGACUGAUGGGUUUUAUGACGUGGUUCCCGACGUUUCGGCGGCCUUCCAGCAGCAGAUCCAUCCUCAGAUCCCGAAUCUGAGGCGGAUGGAUAGCGCGCAUGAGGAUUUAGCUCUGAGGGCUAGAUUAGGUCGCUUGAAAGAGAGCAGUUUCAAGCCCGAAGGUCCCAUGGAAACUGAAACUGAGAGUAGGACCCAGUUUGUGGAAAAGCCGCAACUGAGGGUCGAGGCGCCGAAGAUUGUUCACAAUUUGCAGCUGGAAGGAAGGAUAGAUUUGAAUCCGGAGUACAGGAAUGCUUAUAUCGAUUUUAAUAAGAAUGCUGUUGAUGCGUCUAAAACGAGGAGUCGGAGGGCUCAUCAUGAAAAUAAUCUGAAGAGUGAAGGCAAAAUGGAAAUUAGUCCGGAAUAUAAGUGCUCUUAUGUGGAUUUUCCCCGGAAAAGGCCGGAAGUUAGAAAACCGGAGUGCAGUCUUUCGAGCGAAGGAGAGUUAGACCACUUGACUGAACAAACCGAAAAAUAUGUUCCUUUCCCCAACGUGCCCCGAACCGAACCCCUGAAAAGAGACCCAGAACUGAAGCUAGAAGGAAACAUUGAGUGCCAACCCGAAUACAGAAAAGCGUACAUCGACUACCUAAUCCGUGAAAGAGUGGAACGAAAAUCCCGACCUUUAGACAACCUGAGCCCACCUAAAAGAGUACUGGAAGAAGAACGCGUAGAGAAAACCGCCCUGAGCAAAAUACAACCCCCUGUAGAACAAAAACCCCCCAGCACCAAACCAGCUGCAAAAUCGGCAAAACCCGUCAGAAGUCCCAGAAACCGUUCUUUAUCCCAGAUAGAAACGUCAGUCUUCGGCCCAAAGUUGUCCGUCCCGGAAGACAAGAAGAAGUCGUCGUCGAGGAGCACCAGUCCGGACUCCGUGGUGUCAAAAACGUCCAGAGGGAGGUCCCGGACGCUCCCCAGGAGCCAGAAUGUCUCGAAUUCUGAGGCGCCUUCGCGGCCUAAAACUUUCGGUAAACCGGUUCUGGUGGAGAACUUGGCCAGUAGGUGCACCACUCCAGUUUUGCCUUUGAUUGAUAUCACUGCUAAGAAUAAGUGGAUGAGGGACAGUUCGGUGGAGUCGUCUUCAGCGUUCGUGGUUUUGGAUAAGAGUGUGAAGAGUGCUUAUAAUGAAAGACAUAGGGGAGUGGCGAACAAGUGGACACCUUAUUGGAAUAGCAACUCGUCUGAAUAUUAGCUAGUCGUAGAUGAUGGUGCCUUUAAAGAAGUUAAUCGGGAUCGCAGAUUAGUAGAUCUCAGGUUGUUAUAGUGCCAUAAGUUUUGUAAAUUGUUUGUUAGUAAUUAACACUGGAUGUUUUCAAUAAAAGAUAGAUUUUUUAAAAAGAAUUGUGCGUGUUUUGACUGAUGAAUUUAACUCGAGUUUUCUCUAAAUGUUGGACGUCGAUAUUAAAAUGUUCAAGUGUUGCUACGAAACGUUCCAGCUUGUUCGUCAUCCUGGAUCCACUUCUUCCGGACCACCGACACCCCGACAAUCCUCACAAACAGUGCCACCAA
Messenger RNA from Zophobas morio, 2717 nucleotides. RefSeq lists its product as uncharacterized. Gene Ontology annotation, molecular function: microtubule binding. The record is from RefSeq and is a predicted model, not a curated record. Gene Ontology annotation, cellular component: axonemal microtubule; cytoskeleton; centriole. The transcript has 9 exons. Bases 211 to 2400 code for a protein of 729 amino acids. NCBI's taxonomy places the organism in Eukaryota, Metazoa, Arthropoda, Insecta, Coleoptera, Tenebrionidae.